AUGGACAAAGAACCGCCCGAGGAGGCCAUCGCCAACUUCGUCAGCUUCACGAGCACCACGCGCGAGCAGGCCAUCAGCUUCCUCAAGGCAAACUACCUCGACUCCCAAAAAGCCAUCAACGCCUACUUUGAAGAUCCCACAGGUCCUCACCCAAAGACGAGUGGCUACUUUCAUGACAACCCCUUACCAUCUUUCGAAUUUCCUCCACACGACAAUGCCCCGCGAGCUCCAGUGACCGUCCCUCCUUCUCGUCCUCCGUCCCGAGCGAAUACACAUGAUCCUCCAGAAAGCACUAGCUACCAAGCACCGACAGAGACUACUGCGCAAGGUGCUACGGAUUCCGGGCAGGGAUUAAGUCUGGCCGAGCGAGAAGAAAAGGAACUCCAGCGGGCCAUGGCCAUGUCUCUUAAUCAGGGAAUGGGCGAGCAAGAGACUGGGGUGGUGGCCUCGACCGGCGAAUCGCAUUUUGGUAAGGCCACACGGGACCACUACGACGAGGGCGCGUGGGCGAUGACCCUGUUCAACACGUCCUCCCAGGAAGUCAUCAUCAGCCCGGACCCCGAAGACCGGAAGAAAAUCAACGACGAGCCUGCUUUCAUCCGACCGUCCCAGGACAAUCUCUACCUGGGGGGGUUCUUGACCAUUCUCCACAACAUCCCCCUCGCCCGUGAGGCUCUUCUUCUACGAAACAAGGUCUUGUAUGACUAUGGACACGACGCGCAGUGGUGGAAUGGCCAACCCAUCAACCUACCCAAGAUUGUGACCAUCCACGAGGCCAAGGAUGGCGACGAAGGCUGGGACGACAUCAUCUAUGAAACCCAACGGCUGAUGGCUUUCUUGGAUUCCACCAACCGCGCUUUCGGCAGCGCCGACGCCCUGGCAAACCUCAAAAGCAUCUUUUCCACCUCGGCCGACUCCGAGGAGGCCGUCACUCGGUUCCUCGAAGCAUGGCACGGCGCCGCCAUCCGAGCAGACCCGGACAACCAGAUGGCCUCUACGUUCCUGUCACACGCAUACAAACACGACCCUUAUGACUAUGAAGAACCUCAAUCCAAAGAGCUCUUCACCUUCGCGCCUCCCGUCGAGAAUUACCACCGCCAGACGGCAGGUCAGACUCUCUACGACGUCUUCGACUACGCAAUGUGGAGUGACACACCCGGACAAGACCUGGAUGAUGUCUGGCUGGAGCACGUCGCAGAGGUUCUCACAAUCAAGCUUGAUGCUACCGGAGACGCGACGUCAGUGGGUAUCAAGAUACCAGCUGUUUUUUACCCGGAUCGAUAUCUGAGCAGUUGCCGAGAGCUGGCCCGUGAAUACCGGAUCAAGCGAUUGCAGAUGGAGGAAGACUUGUUGGAAGUGGAGCGACGCAUCGAUCACUACACCCAUCCAAAGACAAUUGAGGGUAAUCUGACAUACGUCGAGCUCUUUGAGCAAGCUGCGGCGGCGGCGCCUGUUGCCGUGCCGAAAUACUGGCCGAAGAAUGCCGACGGUAGCGAACGCGAGCCCCCAUUGACCAUGGAACGCGCAGGGUGGAUUGUGGAGGAACUGCGAAAGAAAAUUGCCUGGAUCGAAGAAAAGCUAAAAAACCUGGAGAUCCGCAAACAGAGUGCACUGGAAGCUCUUCGCAAUUAUUCCAAGACACUUACUGAGCCUUCCGACUCUCCCACCGAACCCCCAGUCCACAAAUACACCCUCCGUGGCGUGUGUACCCAACCGCAUGUAACCUAUGUCUUGCGGCGCAACAACCCCAGCGGGUCUGGAGAUGCGAUGGAUGUUGACAGCGAGUACCACUGGUGGCGGAUCAGCUUUUCCGCAGAGGAUGGCAAGACCAAACUGGCCGAGAAACGUGCAGCACAAGGCGAUAGCAAUGCCUCUCAGCACGGCGACAUGAUCGGAUAUACCGCUAAACCAGUCCGUGAGGUUGAAGUCCUCCAUGCUGCGCGUGAAGAGUGGAGGAAUGCCCUCCUGGUUUAUGCGAGCGAGAACGCCAUGCGCGUUUCGGAGGAGGCCGCUCUUUCACAGCUUCGGCUAAUUCAGCAACAGAGCUUCACCGACAAAGACAACGAGGCAUUCGCGGCGGAAUUCGAGCAGGCCUCGGCGGAUCCGAUUGACCGUGACUGGCCGGGGACUGCGGACUGGGAUAUACCGCAGAAUAAUGCCGAGAGCCAGUCUGCUUCUCAACAAGGCCAACUGGUGAAUGUUUCCGCCGAAGAGGUUCUGGGCCAAAGCCAGCAAGAGAUGCAGGAAAAGGCCGGGUCUAGUUUCCUGGGCGCUGCAUCAACGGCGGAUUCGGGCCGGGCGGAGGUGAAACGUGAUGAGAACAUGACGGAGCCGGAGUAG
Penicillium lagena is the source of this 2340-nucleotide messenger RNA. RefSeq names its product ubiquitin-associated-like domain-containing protein. Gene Ontology annotation, biological process: protein deubiquitination. The transcript has 7 exons. Gene Ontology annotation, cellular component: nucleus; cytosol. Bases 1 to 2340 code for a protein of 779 amino acids. Lineage: Eukaryota; Fungi; Ascomycota; Eurotiomycetes; Eurotiales; Aspergillaceae. Gene Ontology annotation, molecular function: protein binding. The record is from RefSeq and is a predicted model, not a curated record.